UCACCAGAUGUUGAAAAUAGCAGUUUCUACCAAGGAAACAAUUAGUAGCAUAUGCACAAAGCUACCUAUAAUCCAUAUUUAGCAAGCUCUGAUACAUUUUGUACCCAGACUAUAUAUAGAAUCAGAAUGAAAGGGUUAAACCAGAGAGAUUGCGGAAAAAUUCAGUCUUUGUGCUCAGCAUUCUUCCUGCUCCGGCUUUAACACAAUGACAAGCAUAUGUACCUAACUAGCAGGAAACAGCAACUAGCUUUUAAUAGAGAGCAGAUGUGUCGGGUAAUAGAAUUGAAAUAGAAAAGUACAGAAACUAUUUGUGGUAAUGGUACUGUUUGUGGAAGUGUACUCUAGAUGCGUGAGCUACGAAACAGGAUGGAGUGAAUCAGACGGAUACAAAACUUGAAUAAUUGUUAACCGUAUAUCAUAAGCUGAAUUUUACUUGACCUUGCCCGGACAGAAGAACACUGAAGAAAUUCCCGAUUCAAAAUUAUUUGAGCCAGGAGCUGGAAAAGCUGCUUUGAUUGUCGUUCGGGUCCCUUCCUCAGAGGAAACACAUCCUGUUAAUGUUUGACUGUGAAGUCGCAGUGCUGAAUGUUUGUUGCAGCCAGUUACGCCCAGAGGCCCGGCAAGAGAGCUAGAAAAACAACCGUUUCCUCCUCGCUUUCAGAAAGAGUCUGUUUCUCCUUGGUAUCUGAUACGUUAUGUUAAAGAUCGUGUCACAGUCGAAAUAUCAAGUCUGAUUCAACAAGAUGGCCAAUGUCUGCUUGACUGUUUGAUCUGUGAUUCUGCAAUUGUUAAGAUUCCGAUUGAAACAAAGAUUCUUUCUGCAAGCAUUAUACCAGGCUGCUUAGUGUAUCAAGGUAACUUGCCUUUUAACAAGCCGACAGACAGGUGUGCUGCCUCAGGAGGGCACCGACUGGUCCCACUGGCUUUAUUCAAGACUCUUCUGUUGGAGCAUCUAGAUCUUCAACCCAAGGGAUGGACCUGCAAACUCGGCAGCUCAUCACUGCCGCAUCUCUGGUCGAGAAGGCACAAGAGGGUGGAUAAGCUUAGCAAAAGCGCAGAAUACUUGGAUUCACAACGUCCCUACCGGGAGGACAGUAGCAAGGCAAGAAUGAACGCCCAGCUUCCCUAGCAGCCUUGCACUAGCUCCAGCUACUCGCACAUUUCCAACGCACAUGUGUUUUGUGUGGAAAUAAAGAGGCUCCUUGUGUUCAGUGGGCAACUAGAGCAGGUGUGGAGCUGGAGAAGGCAGCUGGGCAUGGCUGUUCAAAAGCUGGUGGCAGCUGCAGCAGCGGUGGCUCUCCUGUCCCUGAUUCUCAACAAUGCGGCAGCCAUCACACCCAACUGGGUGUACCAGGCCUUGGAGGAUGGGAGAAAGCGCAGUGUUGGAUUAUGGAAGAUGUGCUAUGGCCACGAUAAAGGCAAAGUGUCAAUGCAGCAUGAACAAACCCCAGAUCGUGAAUGUGAGAAUUUAAGCUGGGGAUCGGAGCACCCUGGAUUUCAAGAAUCUCGAAAUACAGUCAAACUUCAGUUUGAUAUGAUGCGAGCCUGUAACAUGAUCGCCACAGUGGCUCUGACAGCGGGCCAGCUCAUCUUCCUCCUGGGACUGAUGGAACUGCCACUUAUCACCCAGGACUCGCAGUGGUGGGAGGAGGCCAUUGCUGCUCUGUUCCAGCUGUCCAGUUUUGUGUUGGUGAUUGGACUGGUGACGUUCUACCGCAUUGGCCCCUACACUCACCUCUCGUGGUCCUGCUACCUGGACAUCAGUGCCUGUCUCUCAUCCACACUUGCAGCAGCUAUACUAAUCUGGAAUAUCCUACACCGGCGGGAGGACUGCAUGACACCCCGCGUUAUUGUUAUCCGCCGCUCCCGCCCACGCUUCGAAAACGACUACGUGGAGUCGCCGUGCUGAACAAACGCAGAGGGCGGUGCGCAACAAUUUGCACACGUUGGAGAAUUGCCAGGUCUCAGCUUACUCAUGAAAUAACCACAUUUCUGCUUAACAGCCUGUGUCUGCAAGGUUGGGCGAGUGGGCACAUAGAGGGAGAAGGAGAAAGAAAUGCUUUAAUCCGAAACUAACAGUUCUGACUUGCGAUCCCCAACACAUUUUUCAGAGAGCAAUGUAAACCAUGGAUUCAAUAUACUACAACAGAACAGGAAAGCGGCAUAAACCGAUGGGAGGACAAACUCAGCAACUGAAGGAAACCAAUCUUUCACAGGGCUAAAGGCAUUUCCUGUGAUCCAAUUCCCAACAAGGUUCUCAUCUUCAGACAGUAUCUGGUGCACUGCUAAGAUGACCACAAUAGAUAUAGGAUCUUGUCUGUUCGUGGCUGGGACACUGGGCCAAGGAAUACUUUGAAGCUGAAUGAAUCUUACUGCUCUCCCUUUAGUAAAUAUAUUCACCCUGUACAAGCAUCUGCUCACGAGUAUCUGUACUUUAUUGUGGAUUCAGAGGUGUCCUGAUUGCCAAAUAUUUAUAGGAAUAGUACUCAAUAAACUAGACUUUAAUUUAAAGCGUCUAAUUAGAUAACACGCGAUACACAUUUUAUGUAAUAAUAGACCGAAGAGAAGAGAGUGGCUUUUCCUACGUUUCUUAAACUGGGAACCUCAGUAUACAACAGGACCGAUACCAUUAUAUCAGGAAAGCUUACAUAUGAAGAGCCGAAAUUCAAAGAACUACAAAUCUUAAAAUAAGAACAGAAUAUGUAACAGACACGCAGUAGACCAGGAAGAUUCUGUAGAAAGGGAAAUAGGGUUGAUGUGCCAAAUUAAAGAGUGUUCAUCAGCUCUGCCGCAUCAACUCUGCCUCGUUUGCUACAGACACUGCCUGACCUGCUGAGUGUGAUCAUUGGUUAUCUUUACCACAAAAGGUAGGAUUUUUAUAACAUGACAACCAGAAUGGGCAGCCUGUAAUUAUCAUUGUACUUUAAGGCAGGAGCAUGCACACACCAUUGGAUGAGGUUAAAGUGAAGGCGUCUCUUGUUAAGGCUGUUUUACAAAAUUUACAGUAGUUUUUCAAAGUGUAUUUAAAUCGUACAGUAUUGCAAUAAAUGGGCCAAAUCUAGGUUGAAAGCUCAGUCACCACUGCAGUUAGUUCUGCCACACUUGGGUUGGCGUUUAACAUAACACUGCCAUGUAAUCAGUGCAUCUGCACUACAUUGGAGCACACUCGCCAGUUGUCUCUACAAGUGCCUGCUGGAUGCUUGCUGCAUCUCCUACGUCUCAGGAGGAGUGCCACGUCCAGGCGUACCUCUACAGUAGCAUGUCACUGGGCUGAGCUAUGCAGUGGCAUCGGGCCAGGAGAUGUGAUCAGUGACUGAGCCUGAGGUUUUCUGGAUAUUCUCAAGGAGGAGGAGAGUGACGUUGAUGAUUACUGUUAGCCCAGGCCUUUUUCCUUGGCUCUCACCCAGCAACAAGAGACCAGUAAUAUCUCUGCCUGAUAAGGAUCUUUGCUUCAUACAGAGCAGCACGAGAUUCCCACCAUUGUGUUGGUCUGAAUAUGAUACUCAAUACAUUAUCGACAUAACACAGACAGGUCACGCAGCUUGCGUGCGGUGAUUUUAAAUCCCUUUAUCUCCCAGGUGUCUGACUGCCACAGCUACCUCCAUUGUCCCAUAGAUGUAGGUGAUAGCACAAAGUGUGCGGAUGCACAGAGCCCAGGUCCAAGCCCAGGACCACUGGAUGGGAGGCACCUGGCGGGCCAUAGGUGGCAGUCUUUCUCACUCACCACCCUCUAGAUUGGCAUGAGCACAAGUAGACUGGCAUGUCAAACUUCAACCGGCUGUUUAACACAGUGCUAGACCAUGUAGCUGUUCUGCAAGCUCCAUGUAUAGGCAACAAAGCAUGUCUGUUCACUGCUCAGCCACACCUGGUCCAUUUUCAAGUGCAUAAAAACUGGCAAGGAUUAACUAGAAUAUUCUAAAUUGAUUUCAAAUGUCCUGUUGUAAUCUGAAUAUUUUAUUGGCAACGUUGGUAACACUUAAUUUUUGUCACAUUAAAAUUCAACUUUGUGACUUUUUUCAUUGUAAAAAAAACUUCAAAUAACCAGUAGAUGGCACAUACAUUAUUCAAGAUUUAUCUUGGAUAGGCACCAGCACACAUUGCUACCAGGACAAUGCCCAGUUCUAUUCCAGUGACAGAAACUAUCUGAAGAUAGAAAUUAUCUGGAGUCUGAAGAAGGACCCCGACCCAAACAUCCAUUCCCUCCACAGAUGCUGCCUGACCUGCUCCUUACUCCAGCACUUUGUGUUUUCUCCAAUUUCCAGCAUCUGACAUUCCUUGUAUCUCCAGAACUAAAACCAUCAGUCUGAAGCCUGCUGAGAUAUUUCAUUGGUAUAAAAAGUGAUAAUGAAUUACAAUUAUUACUUUUCUUGUUUAGCCCACACUAUCUUUACAGGAAACAGAAUGAUGGUUUUAGUUCUGGAGAUACAAGGAAUGUCAGAUGCUAGAAAUUUGAGAAAACACAAAGUGCUGGAGUAAGGAGCAGGUCAGGCAGCAUCUGUGGAGGGAAUGGAUGUAUAGUUAAAAAUCCAGUACUCCUGCAGCACAGCAGUGCUUGCUGAUAGAACUGUGAUGCAAAUCUCCCAUGACAGACCUUCAUCCACUAUUGGAGUGCAGAUGCGGGCCGCUGACCUGUGGACGUGCUAUUAUAUAGCUUGUAACCAGAUAGUCUUCCAGCUCACUUCUUCCUUGUAACAAGUCCAAUCGCGUCAGUUGCACUUGGAGCAAUGAAAUAAAUACUUCCGUGCACAGAGUUUUGCACACUAAUUUACUCUGUUUCAUCAGCUGGAAUAUAAUCCAACAACACCUGGUGCCUCCAGCACAGAAGUUGCUUUUAUUGUUCUGCUUUGCUAACCAAGACCUAAAUACAUUGCCCCAAUUUUGCUGAAUGGUUUGAGCAAGGGCUAAAUGGACUCUUGGAAAUCAACUUAAAUCUAUUAUUAGUUCAAUAGCAUGCAUUGGAUAAAUGGUAUUAUUGUGCGAUACAAAAUGUAAGUAUUACCGAGUAUAACUUCACAAGUUUACGUGGCGAGUUAUUUUUUGUUCUUUAAGAUGGGUCCCAAAUAAUUCUGGUAUAGGCUAGUUGGUUACUGAAGUAUUUCAGACAGCAAAACACACCUGUCUCUGUGCUACAGCACACACUUCUCUUGUGCAGCUAAUUUAAAACCCUUGCAUUUCCAAAAAUAAAACACUUACAAUAAA
Molecule: messenger RNA, 5199 nt
Organism: Amblyraja radiata (thorny skate)
Lineage: Eukaryota; Metazoa; Chordata; Chondrichthyes; Rajiformes; Rajidae
Gene: tmem204
Product: transmembrane protein 204
Exons: 4
Coding region: 1256-1909 (217 amino acids)
Source: RefSeq, a predicted model, not a curated record